Molecule: messenger RNA, 4029 nt
Organism: Aspergillus wentii DTO 134E9
Lineage: Eukaryota; Fungi; Ascomycota; Eurotiomycetes; Eurotiales; Aspergillaceae
Gene: atg11
Product: autophagy protein ATG11
Exons: 4
Coding region: 1-4029 (1342 amino acids)
Biological process (GO): piecemeal microautophagy of the nucleus; autophagosome assembly; positive regulation of protein phosphorylation
Cellular component (GO): extrinsic component of membrane; phagophore assembly site membrane; Atg1/ULK1 kinase complex
Molecular function (GO): protein kinase binding; molecular adaptor activity
Source: RefSeq, a predicted model, not a curated record
AUGUCUCUGCACAUUUAUAUCGCCCAUACGGGUGAGCAUUUACUUGCUGACCCUGUGUCGUUUGCUUCACCUGAUGCGUUACGAUCAUGGAUUACCCGGAAUACCUCAAUACCUGCCCAACGGCAGAUACUAAUGACGGCUCGUGGGAAGAACGUCAAGAUCCAAACCCUCGCCACAGAAAAUGAGAUAUUUGUGUACGAUCGGCGAUACGUUAAUGAACCGAGCAACGAGGAGCUCCCGCCACAGCUCCCCCCUCCACAACAAUUUACUCCCGAUAACCCUCCCGAUACCCUCGCAAACCAGAAUGACCUACAAUCAUGGCGGAAUCUAUACAUGACAAGGAGGACGUGGGCGUUGAACCUGUCUGAACGUUGCGAGUCCAUAGAUAAGAGUAUCCGAGAGCACAAUGAACGGACCGAUAUCAUUAACCGAGCUGCUGGUGUCGCUCUCGAGAAUCUCAAAUCGCACGUAGGAACUCUUGAAAAUCGGUUCCAGGAGGCGCAGUCCUGGGCAAACGAUUUAUUGAAGGAACAGCAGACGGCCCUCGACGGAUGGCAACGGGCUCUGUCGACCCUGGAGAACAUACCGGCCCGCAAAGAUUUCUUUUUCUUAGGGCGCCCAUCAACUCCCAAAAAGGGCGCAGACAAAUCUUCGGGGACACUACGGGAUUUCGUGGAUGUGGAUGAGGUGCAGAGAGCCGGGUCUGAAGCGCUGGCCGUGUCUCCCCGCUUCGCCCGCCAGGUUGAGGAUGUCGAAAAAGCGGUAACUGAGAUCGUGUCAGACACCCAACAUUUAGUGGAUGAUGCCCUGCCGUCAGGUGUGGAAGGAACAGAUGGAUUGUUUCAGGAAGUGGAAACCAUUGUUAAGAAAAUCAGUUCUGACUACGAGCACGUUCUUGCUCUGCCCAAUAACCAGAAGACCCUGGUGAAUAUGUCUAGACUUGCACUCAACCAUACAAAGGACCUCCUUCCAUCAUUGUUAGAGUUCAGUGCCGAUCUUCAGGCCGGGCUUGAGGAGGCCGUUCAACGAUAUAACGCUGCGAUGCAAACCACUCUGGACCAUAUGCGAAUUAUAUCAUCUGUUGAAUCGCGCCUUGCAGACUUGCAGUCCCGAAUAUUCAACUUGGAUGUUGGAAGUGAUGCCUUUGAUAUUAUGUUUACUGUUUUUCACAUGCCAAUGAUUUACGGGUCCGUCUUAAUCGAAUCGGCGAGACGGCGAGAAUGGAACGAUAAAAUGAAAACCGAUUCUUUGACCCUAGCGGAAGAAAUGGCUGUCUUUAGAGAUGAGGAACAGCGGAGGAGAAAAAAAUGGAUGAAGAAUAUGGGCGACUUCAUUUCCCUCCCCGAGACCUCAACUCCGGGGAUUGAGGUCAAUCUUCAGGGCCAGGAAUUUGAAUGGCCUGAAGUCAACAGAAAGGAAAUCGAAUCGUACAUUCAAGAGAUUAGAAUCAAGGUUGGCAUACCUGCCUUGGUCCAAGAGUUAACCCAAGCGUAUAAGGACUUGGAUGCGCCUACACGCCAACAAAAGCGCAGAGCGAAGGCUUUCAAACAAGGAAGUAUUUUCGACAUGAGCCGAAGCUCACUUUUACUUCGCGGGGAUGACAUGGUUAAAAGUCUAAGGGACGAAAAAUCUAAGUUGGAGGAGCGGCUGAAAGGUUCUGAGAGUCGUAUCCGGAAGCUGGAGGAUCUUCUCCAUCGCCAAAGCCAACUGGGCCGGCCGAUCAGCGGAAAUUUUGGGCCUGAUUUCCCUAGCUCGCCAGCAUCGCCUCACCCCGACACGCUUUCAAGACGAUCCUCCAUAUCUUCGCGGCACAUGCCAUCGAACCAGUCACCGGAGGACAAAGCACUUGUUCAACGUAUCGCUUACCUUGAGACAGAGUUAGCAACGGAAAAAGACACGGUCCAGAGGCUCCAAAAAGAACAUCACGCCGAGCGCGAGACCAGCACUUACAAGUUUCAAGAGGAGCAAUCUACGAAGAAAGAUCUUUUUAAAAAUCUUGAGGCUCGACAGCGCGAAUUCGAAGACGAACGCAAGUAUUUGGAGGACGAAGCGAAAAACUAUAGGAUUCGAGUAGAAGUGCUCGAGGAAGAAAUGGAUAGAAUAAUGGAGAGCCGGGAACAUGAAAAGCAGGAAUCCGAUGAACGGAUACAGCAGCUUGAGUUAGAUCUUCAAGAUACCCAUUCCGUCUUGGAGGAAGCGACGCAAAAGGCAAACGGCUUGGGUGGGCAGAUACAAGCCUACAAGGAGAGAGAAAAUACCCUUCAGGCCAGAAUUUACGCCCUUGAAAAGCUAUCGGCGGAGACUGAAAGGAGAGACCAGGAACACCAAACUGCCUUGGAAGCCAUCUUUAUGAAUCUAUCACCUGGUGGUUCUGCGCCCGCCGAGGUGACAAGCAUAACCAAGGCCAUCGAAGUCCUGUCAGAAGGCUUGUCAAUUCAUGCCAAGAACGCAGAAGAGAGUGCCACUAAAGCAAUAGCCGAGAGCAAGGAACUCGAGGAGCGUUUAAACCAGAUGGAAACUGAAGGCGAUGAGAUAAAGAAGGACUUGAAUGCCCGCGAAUCGGAUCUAUCUAGAGUGACAGAGGAGCUUUCACAAGAGAGAUCGAAGUUAUCUACUGUGACAUCCGAGCUGAGUGAUGAGCGCCACAAACUCAAGAGUUUGCAGUCCCAAAUUACCGCAGGUGAAACAGGCUCUGAUGUCCUUCGAGAACGAGUCGCGGAAGAAGAGCAGAAACUAGCUGCCCUGUCUAAAAAAUUGGCCGAUGCCGAAGUACAGGCUCGCCAGUCCGAAGAUGACGCCUUCUUGUGGAAGAAGAAACUUGAAGCAUUAUCAGAAUCAGAGCAGCAAGCUGCGGCCCGGAACGAGACCCGUAGUGAGAGGUCUCAGGAACUUUCAAAGCAGCUUUUCGGACAAGUUGAGAAAUUGGGCCGUAUGCUUGAACAGCUAGGCUUUACUGUUAUCCGGCACGAUGGCAAUAUCAUUGUCCAAAGAGCUUCAAAGGUCAACGCUUCUUCCAAUAUUGGUGACAGUCUUGCUCGGUCUGCUGUAGUCUCAGUAAAGCCGGAUCCAAAUAUUCUGAAUUGGUUGCAGGCUGAUAGUGCCGAUGAAGAGACUGAUAAAUUUAUGGUCUUCAUGGAAUCUUUAUCUGAAUUUGAUGUGGACAUUUUCGGAGACGCGGUUGUCAAACGUGUGAAAGAUAUCGAACUACUGGCACGCAAGUGGCAGAAAGAAGCCAGAGGAUAUCGGGAUAAGUACCAUAAGACCCAAGGUGAAGCCCACGAUAAGAUUGCCUACCGAUCUUUCAAGGAAGGGGACCUUGCAUUGUUCUUACCGACCCGAAACCAAGCCAUUCGAUCCUGGGCUGCGUUCAACGUCGGCGCACCCCACUAUUUCCUACGUGAACAAGAUGUUCAUAAACUCCAGACUCGGGAUUGGCUUCUUGCUCGAAUUACGAAGAUUGAAGAGCGGGUCGUGGAUCUAUCGAAGUCGUUGAACGGCCCAAAUCCUGAUCGUCGGUCAAUUGGAGAAGUCAGCGAUGGCACGUCCUUUGAUGACGAGAAUCCCUUUGAACUAUCUGAUGGCCUUCGAUGGUACCUCCUGGAUGCUACGGAAGAGAAGCCUGGUGCUCCAGCUACUCCGGGCUUGGGGAAAAGCACCGUUGCAUCAGCCCAUGUCGACGCGAAGGGCAGCAUUCGACUAAAGCGUACGUCCAACGGAGGAAACGUUGCCAAGACAUUGACAAAAAGCCUCGAUAGCCGACGAAACAGCUCUACUUCCAAACGGGGACCGCCGACGCCGUCCCAACUUGCCAACGAGUCUACUGCGGAUCUAGUACGGCCAGCUGAGGCAGAAAAUGGCUCUCAGCCACGAGAGGCGGCCCCUAUCUUCGACGAGUCUAUUUUGUCUCGCCGGGUCGAGGACAUGAGUGCGUCGUCUUCGCGUUCAGCUUCUGGUCGACGACCCGUCAAAUCACGUCCCUGGGAGAGACUCUGGUCUCUUGAUUACCGACUUGAGGGUGGCAACCGCUGA